UACACGCACACGCGCACGCGCAACCCGACGGAUACACUUUCGCGCAGUGUACCUACCUAUUCGAAUUUUAGGUGGCUCCCGCGAUACCGGUUUUGAGGCUGCUGCUGCACACGGAUUGCCAGCAAAUACAACUUUAAAUAAACACCUGUUCGAAAUGUAAUAAAGGAUAACGAAUUCCUUUGUUAACGGCGUGUGUCAUUUUUCACGUUGGAUACACACACUUAGCACAAAUAUUUUGCUCAAUAUUUAGAGUUUUUAGAAUAAACGAAAUAUGGCUGCCAGAAACCUCACGCCCCAGCAAGGUCUUGGGUUUUUUGGGCUUCUGAUCCUACUAUGCUCGGCGGUUUUGGGAAAGUCGCAGAUGUGCGAAGUGGAAACUGGCCAGACAAAUAUCAUAUUGGAUAUAGAAGAGAGCAGAGAGAACUUCAUCGGACAGCCGACCAAUCCGCCAGAGCUGCCGAUAUUCGGGGAUCCGGAGACGGAAAUCGCUUUGAAUUUAGUCUUCCCCAAAGGCCAGCCAACGUUUCGAUUGAAUGGCAAGAGACUGCAGCUCCUGGAGCCCCUCGAUCGUGAUGAGGAGAACCUUAGUCACAUAGUGUUUCAGGUCUCCUGCACCAUCCGAUCGACGAACAAGAAGCGAAACAUUCCCAUUAUUGUUCGGGUGUCGGACAUAAACGACAACGCGCCGCGUUUCAUGAACACGCCCUACGAGGUUACCGUUCCCGAGAGCACACCUGUGGGAACUACUAUAUUCCGGAAUAUCCAAGCUCUGGAUAAGGAUGCCGGCGUCAAUGGUUUAGUAGAGUACUUUAUCUCGCCGGGAAGUGUUAAUUCCACCGAUGAUUCAAAAUAUACCGAAGAUGGUUAUGGUACCUUUGCCAUCUCAUUUCCUCACCAGGGACAGGUUACCGUGGCCAAGACCCUAGACUUUGAGAAGAUACACACAUACUACCUAACUAUUGUGGCUUCGGAUCGAGCCAGGAAUACCGCGGAUCGUCUCUCCUCGACCACCACACUGACGGUUAAUAUAGCCGAUUCCAACGAUUUGGAUCCCUCGUUCAUCUAUAGCGGCUGUACCUUUGUGGACGGAGCCUGCAUCAAUCCGGAGUACUCGGCAUCUGUGCCAGCAGGUUCCUUGCUCGGCGUGCUCACAGUCCUGCCUGAACGCAUUCAGGCCGUGGAUUUGGACACCAUUAAUGCGCCCAUUCGCUAUAGCUUCGCCAGUGGAAUGCCAGGAAACUACGAUGACUACUUCCAGAUCGAUGAGAAUACGGGGGUGCUGAAGCAAACCAAGGCCAUAGAUACUUCCACGGCCAAGAAAUAUGACAUUAUAGUGAAGGCAGAGGAGGUUACACCCGGAAUCCAACGAUUCACCACAGCCAAGCUGGUGAUCUAUGUGAAGCCAGUGGAUGCCAAUCCCCCGGUUAUCUCAUCCUCCCAAACCGAGGGCUAUGUGGAUGAGAACUCACCCAUAGGAACCAAGGUGCUGGACUCCCAAGGAAACCCUAUAUCGUUCCGGACCACAGAUGCUGACCUGAGCGAUUCUGAUCCAAAGCCAGAUUAUAUAUACGAGCUAACGACCCCCUCGUUCAAUGUGACCAGCGAUGGCAUUUUGAUUGUGAACGAGGAUAACCUCGAUCGCGACCCGCCGGCACCGGGACGUUUCAAGUUUCAGGUGGUCGCCAGAGAGCCGCGCACCAAUGCGGCCAGUGCUCCGCUAAGUCUCACGGUCCACCUCCGAGAUGUCAACGAUAAUGCUCCCAAGCUGGCGAUGGUGCCACCCAUCUCCAUUACAGCCGGGGAUCAGAGCGAGAGUCGCCUGGUCACCCAGGUCAACGCCACCGACAACGACGAGGGCCCCAAUGCCGUGGUGACCUACUCCAUUUACCACGUCUCCAACAAUGGCAUCCAAAAGUUCACCAUUAACGACACCACAGGCGAGAUCAGAACCCAAGGACGCCUGUUGGCGGGCGAGCAAUAUAGCAUCACCGUCCAGGCCACCGACAUCGGCGGGCUCUCCUCGCAGGCCAUUGUGGAGGUGAGUGUGACUCCGGGACCGAACACAAAGCCGCCUCGCUUCCAGAAGCCCAUCUACGAGAUCCAGGUGAGCGAGGGUGCGGAGAUCAACUCCACGGUUACUGUGGUCCAUGCCGAUGAUCCCGAGAACGAUGCCGUCGUCUACUCCAUCAUAUCGGGCAACGAUCUUCGCCAGUUUGCUGUGGGUCAGGAGAGCGGCGUCAUUAUAGUAAUAAGGAAAUUGGAUCGCGAAAGUCUAACUCGUUACCAAUUGAUCCUGAAGGCGGAGGACACUGGAGGUCUCUCCAGCAGCGCCACGGUUAACAUAAAGGUCACGGAUAUUAACGACAAAAAUCCCGAGUUUGAUGCCUCCACCUUGCCGUAUGUUUUCCAAGUGGACGAGGGAACGGCACAGGCCUCCGUGGGCGUAGUGCAUGCCACCGAUGCCGACGAGGGAAUCAACGCAGAGAUUACCUACUCCAUACCGACGGAUAUACCAUUCACUAUUAAUGCCACCUCCGGGGAGAUCCUGACAUCUAAGGCGCUGGACUAUGAGAAGACAAAUGAGUACAAGUUUGUGGUGACGGCCAAGGAUGGGGCACCCGACGCCAGAUUGGGUACGGCCAGUGUGACUGUGAUGGUCCUCGACCUUCCGGACGAAGUACCCAAGUUUAGCGAUGCUCGUAUUGAUGUACACAUUCCGGAAAAUGAGGAAAACUUCCUGGUGGCCACGGUUCAAGCCUUCGACCCAGACACUAUGCCGGAAAUUACCUAUGUCCUUCGCAAGGGCAAUGCGGAACUCUUCAAGGUCUCACCCAAGUCUGGAGAGGUCAGAACAGUUAAGGGACUGGAUUAUGAAGCCCAAAAGCAGCAUGAACUCACCAUCGGAACCAUUGAGAAUGAUGGUAAUUCCCCCGGAGAUACUGUGCAGUUGGUGGUGGAAGUUGAGGAUCGCAACGAUCUGCCUCCAAGAUUUAUAACCGUUCCCGAUCCGGUGACAGUGAACGAUGACCAGAGUAUAGGAACCAUCAUUGCCACACUACCAGCUAUCGAUGGCGAUGGAACAUCACCCGGCAAUGUGGUUCGCUAUGAGAUCGUGGGUCGUGGCAAGGCGCCCAAGUACUUCCAAGUGGAUCCCGAUACAGGUGCCGUGCGCAUACGCGAUGAGCUACGCAAGGAGGAGGACACGGAGUACCAGGUGGACAUCAGAGCCUACGAUUUGGGUGAGCCACAGCUGAGUUCGGUGGCUCCACUGCGUGUAGAUGUCCAUCACCUUUUGGCCAACGGCAACGGCAACGACGUCAAGUCGGAUAAUAAGCUGGAAAGCGGAACCAUGAUGAGCAGUGAAAGCAUAGGCCUGGCUUUCAGCGACGACAGCUACACCACCAGUGUUCCCGAGUCAACAGAGGCGAACAGCACCUUGAAGCUUAUCCAAAUAGUCAACUCUAAGCAGUCGUCGGACGGACCACCGGCCUUCAAGUGCGAAUUUGUGGGCGGCAAUGAGGAGGAAAACUUUAACCUGAGUGUCGCCGAUCACGGUUGCCACUUGCAGCUCAUCAAGCCGCUGGACUUUGAGACCAAGACCUCAUACACCCUUCAGCUACGCCUCACAUCGCAUCGGUACUUUGUAAAUCCCCUAAAGGACACGGCUACCGUUGAGAUAAUCGUUCAGGAUGAGAACGAUAAUGCGCCAGAGUUCGAGUUUAAUCGGCUGCGCGGCCAGCGAGAUACUUUCUACACCAUAAUCACCGAAGACAUGGAUGUGGACACAACCAUUUUACAGGUGCGAGCCACUGACCGAGAUUCCGGCAAGUUUGGAACCGUUCGAUAUGCCCUCUACGACGAUGAUGAAAAUCGUGUUAAUGUGCCCACCAGCUACUUCAUGAUGUCCGAGGAUACUGGAGUCCUGCGCACGGCCAGGCAUUUUAAGAAUGAAAACGAUUUCCCCAUGACAUUCUUGGUGGAGGCCCGCGAUAGCGAUUCGCAACAGGAACAGGGUUCCCAUCGCACCCGGGCUAGGAUAGUGGUCAAUAAACUGGCCGAUAUCAAUCGCAUGGCUUUGUCCUUCCCGAACGCCGCUCCCAGCGAUCUGCGCAACUACUACACCGAGCUGGAGGAGCUGCUGGACAAGAAGACCGGCCUUGUCAGCGGCAUUGAGCGCAUGAGCAGUCAAAAGUACCUGGCCAAGAAUGGAUCCGUGAUUGAGAAUCCCUCUGCCACGGAUAUAUGGUUUUAUCUCAUCGAUCCCAAGACGGAGCAGCUGCUGAGCCGCAAGGAUAGCAUUGUGGAGACCACUUUGCUGGAGCCAGCUGCCCGCUCCGAGCUGAAUAUUGCUCUGCCAAGGGCCACAGCUGAAAGUAUAUCGUUUCCGCUUGAGAGAAAAGAUCAAGGUCAUACGGUCAAAGCCACUGCUGUAGAUAUUGAUAACGAAGUCUUCCCUUUCACCCUGAUUGCAAUAUCACUUGUUAUACUUAUUUUGGGCACCAUAGGCAUUAUUUAUAUAUGCAUUUCUUGGUCAAAAUACAAAAAUUUCAAGCAACGCAUGCGCCAGUACUCCUCCACGAACCCCACUCGCUACGAUCCCGUGAUUGUCAAUCCACAGGCCUCGAAUGCCAGCGAAACCAUAGCCAAUAUGAAGGAGUACGAGACCCAGAUGCUGGCCAUGGCCGUACCCCCAGACGUAGAUGAUGAUCUGCAGCUGGACUUCAGUGCCAAGAACCAUGCCUUCUCUCUGGACAAUGUCAGCUACAUAACGCACAAGGAGAACUCUAAUGGCGGUGGCGGUCAGUCCAGUCCAUCUCAUUCGGACGCCACAACGGCCACAAUUGCCACCUUACGGCGGCACAAGAACCUCAAUAAUGCCAACAAUAUGAACAACAAUUUGGCCAUAAACAACCGGCAGAACACCUUUAAUCGCACUCUCGAGAUCAACACCCGGAACAAUGCCAAUCCCCUGGGAUCUCCUGCAAACGGUGCUCUUUCUGGGACUCUGACUUUGGGCAGGAUCAAGCAUCAGAAUAGUAAUCAUUACCAGAAUGGGGUGUACAAUAUAGAUCCCACGGGGCCCAACAAUCUGGCCAAUGCCAAAAAUAACGCUUAUAGCACGAUGGGCAGGCGAGGAAAUACAUUCGGCGACGUGGGAUUGCUCAAUGGCAACGGAGAACUGAUGAAUGCUACCUUGGGUCGGAACGGUCAGCUCAACAACAGGCUUUAUGGCGGAGAAGUGCCCAUCACCAAUCCGCUGUUUCAAAGAUCCAAUUCCGAUCACAAUCACCUGAGCAGCACAAACGAGAAUGUGUCCUUUGGCAAGAGAGACUAUGGUCAAAUAGGCUUCUCGUAUCUGAACGAUUUGGAUCGCUCGGAGGUGGAAACUACAACGGAACUAUAAGGAACUAUAACGUUUAACAAUUAACAGACUUUGUUAAUAUAUUUAGCUGCCAAUUUCUUAUUUUUAAUAGUGCAUUUCAACAACGAGAGCAGUUGCCAUCAAUUUACGAUUAAGGCAUAAUGCUAUCUGUAAAUACUUGAGUAGAGAAACUGAGCGGAGGAACUGAUAACUGAUAUAUAUUUAACUGUGCUUUAAGAUCAGAUAAUUACAGUCAUUACUUUUAAGCAAAGCAGAGUGCAUAUUUUCUAUUGUCUAAGCAACAGCAAGAGCUAUGCAUUUUUCUGUAUAAAAAAUGAGAGUUGUUAAAAAUAAAUACACAUAUAAUGCAAUUUUUAAGCUGUGUAAAUUAUUAGAAGCCAUUAAAUGUAAAUAUAUAAAUAAAUAUGUAAACCAA
Drosophila kikkawai is the source of this 5798-nucleotide messenger RNA. It is a transcript of the gene Cad99C, whose product is annotated as cadherin 99C. Lineage: Eukaryota; Metazoa; Arthropoda; Insecta; Diptera; Drosophilidae. The record is from RefSeq and is a predicted model, not a curated record. Gene Ontology annotation, biological process: cell morphogenesis; cell-cell junction assembly; cell-cell adhesion mediated by cadherin. Gene Ontology annotation, cellular component: plasma membrane; adherens junction; catenin complex. Gene Ontology annotation, molecular function: calcium ion binding; cadherin binding.